UCCAUUUUAAAUUAUCUCCACUUUCGUCACUUUCUCUCUCUCUUCUUCUCCAAUAUCUCUUUAUUCUCUCUAUUUACAUCUCUCUCCCUCCAUUCUCUCCGAUUGAUCGCCGGAAUAUCCAUUUCCGUCCGAUCAAAUUCCUCCAUCAGCCGCCAUUUAAUCGCCUCUCCUAUCCACCUAUUCAAUUUCUCCUCUCUCUACAAUUCUUUAUGUAGAUCCGCAUUUUUAAUAAUUAGCACAUUUCAAAAAAAAAUCAAGUGCUCGUAAUUAUAGUUGAUCUCAGAAAAAAGGAAAAUAUGUUUUUCAUUUUCAUGUUUGAUAUACUAAUAACGUAAAAAUUUAGGGUUAUUGUUUUUCCCAUAUUGAUUGGAGGAGAGAAAAAGGAAGGAGUAUGUUGAAUAAGAUUAUAAAGCGAGGGCACAAGAAGGUGCCGAAAUCGGACCCGUCAGAUUUUGGGUCGGGUAAUCGGAGCUCCGGGUCGGUUUCAACAUCCAAUGUAGUGGUGAACCACGCUUCUAGAGGAACCGGAACUGGCGCCGGAAUGAUGAACAAUUCGACGCAGCAGACGGUGAUGUCGUCGGCGGCGGCGGCAGUUCCAGCGCCGGGAACAAUCGAGAACCUUCCAUUGUUGAAGGACGUGCCAAUGGCUGAACGGCAGAAUUUGUUCUUAAGGAAACUUCAGGUUUGUUGCUACCAAUUUGAUUUCAACGAUACUAUGAAAUUCGUUAGGGAAAAAGAGAUCAAACGGCAAACCCUAGUUGAACUUGUGGAUUGCAUUCAGUCUGGUGCUAUCAAAAUCACUGAAACUAAUCAAGAAGAAAUGGUGAAGAAAAUGAUACCUCUUAAUAUAUUCCGGUGCUUGCCUCCUGCGUCCCAUGAGAAUACAGGGUCGGAAAAUGUGGAACCUGAAGAGGAAGAACAGUAUCUCGAGCCAUCUUGGCCACAUUUACAGUUGGUAUACGAGUUGUUAUUGAGGUAUAUAGUUUCGUCGGAUACUGAUACUAAGGUGGCUAAGAGGUUUAUUGAUCAUUCGUUCGUGUUGAAGUUAUUGGAUUUGUUUGAGUCGGAGGACCCGAGGGAGAGAGAGUAUUUGAAAACGAUACUUCAUCGGAUAUAUGGGAAGUUUAUGGUGCAUAGGCCGUUUAUAAGGAAGGCGAUUAAUAAUAUCUUUUAUAGGUUUAUAUAUGAGACGGAGAGGCACAGUGGGAUAGGUGAGCUUUUGGAGAUUUUAGGGAGUAUUAUAAAUGGUUUCGCGUUGCCAAUGAAAGAGGAACAUAAGCUUUUCCUUGUUCGAGCUCUCAUACCGCUUCACAAGCCGAAACCGAUUGCAAUGUAUCAUCAGCAGCUGUCGUAUUGUAUUGUUCAGUUCGUGGAGAAGGAUUACAAGUUGGCUGAUACAGUCAUAAGGGGUUUGUUGAAGUACUGGCCUGUCACUAAUUGCCAAAAGGAAGUUCUCUUUCUUGGGGAACUCGAAGAAGUGCUGGAAGCCACGCAAGCUGCUGAAUUUCAGCGCUGCAUGGUUCCUCUUUUUCGACAGAUUGCUCGUUGCCUUAACAGCCCGCACUUCCAGGUUGCAGAACGAGCCUUAUUUUUAUGGAAUAAUGAGCACAUUGUGGGUCUGAUUGCCCAGAAUCGGAAUGUCAUUUUACCAAUAAUUUUCGAGGCUCUGGAAAAGAAUAUAAGGAGUCAUUGGAAUCAGGCCGUCCAUGGGCUGACAGUAAAUGUCCGUAAAAUGUUCCUGGAAAUGGACGCUGAUCUGUUUGAGGAUUGCCAAAAACAGUAUGCCGAGAAAGCAGCUCGGGCCACUGAGCUGGAAAAGCAGCGAGAGUUGAGAUGGCAGAGAUUAGCAGCUGCUGCCUCACAAGGAGGGUAAAAGGCAUGUCGAUUGCCAUUCCUGAUCCAUUAAACGCAGGAUUAGACACGCCAAAUUCAAAACUGGAUGCAUGCAUCAACCUUGCUCUUCUGUUAUAGUGGUAUUCAUUUUUCUCCUGUUUUUUGUUCUUUGAAGAUGAUGACAGGCAAUGCAGCAGGGUGUAACUCAAGUAUGUAUUUGAUAAUCACUAGUCCUGUGCUGCAGCCCGAGAAUGGUUUGUGGAAGUUUCUUGUGUAAUUUGUUCUAUAAUUUUCCUCUUAAGAGAAAUUUCUAUUUUUGCAAUGAACUCUCUCGAGCAAGAAGUUACAUUAUGAUACAGUUA
Molecule: messenger RNA, 2195 nt
Organism: Nicotiana attenuata
Lineage: Eukaryota; Viridiplantae; Streptophyta; Magnoliopsida; Solanales; Solanaceae
Product: serine/threonine protein phosphatase 2A 57 kDa regulatory subunit B' beta isoform-like
Exons: 2
Coding region: 392-1873 (493 amino acids)
Biological process (GO): signal transduction
Cellular component (GO): protein phosphatase type 2A complex
Molecular function (GO): protein phosphatase regulator activity
Source: RefSeq, a predicted model, not a curated record